Messenger RNA from Zychaea mexicana, 1041 nucleotides. RefSeq lists its product as uncharacterized. Gene Ontology annotation, molecular function: methyltransferase activity. The coding region runs from base 1 to 1041 and encodes 346 amino acids. Lineage: Eukaryota; Fungi; Mucoromycota; Mucoromycetes; Mucorales; Lichtheimiaceae. The transcript has 3 exons. The record is from RefSeq and is a predicted model, not a curated record.
AUGGCGUCAAGCUACCAAGACCAACAUUUAUUAUUUUCCCCACAACCAUCGCCGACGCAGCGUAAACGCCACUCGAUCACAUCACUCAUAUCAGCAGGCGAUCGCAUCAGCUUGUCGUCACGACCCGCAUCUAUCUUCCGUUCUCAACCCGGGUCACCUGUUUUUGCGGCUCUCUUGAAGGACGGACAGCUGUACGACGAAGAAGAUGGUGAUGUGGACCCGUAUUGGCUAGACGAUCCACUACAACCCACACGACAGCAACAAGAACGAUGGGUGGUCAAACCAGAGCUCGUACAGAUAGCAAUGGAUGAUGGAUGCGGAGACGGGGCGUGGGCUACAGAAGUUGCGCUGGAGUAUCCAAGAUGGAGGGUCGUCGGCAUGGACGAUCGGCUAGGCGGCACUUGUCCUAACCGUCGUAUGGUGCCUCGAAACUUUAAAUUCAUCCGCUGCUAUGAGUCGCUGCUGGAAGGCCUGAAAAACAUGCCUGACGAUUCAUUCGACCUGGUCCACUGCCGCUUCCUGCUCCUGUCAUUUCCUGCGGACCAGUACCAGGAGCUUGUGCGGCAAUGCUGGCGCGUCUGCAAGCCAGGGGGCUUUGUUGAGCUGCUAGAGAUGGAUAUGCGUAUUUAUUAUGACCGCCCCUUGGUGGGCAAGGUCACGCAAACAUUCAACUCGGAAGUCAUUCAUGUGAUCGAAUCCAAGUCAUUGGACCCGCGUCUCGCCAGACAGCUCAAGGACGUUUUCGGCAAAUUGACCCGACCCGAUGACGACGUAGAGAAAAACUAUCGCAUUCUUUACCAUGGCAAUUAUGCGUCCUUGCCACUAGGCAUCUGGGGUGGUCGCAUCGGGGUCAUGUUUCGUGAUGAUUUGCGCGAGCUCUUUGAGCAGUUCCAGCCUGCGGUUGCUGCAAAUAACCAGACGCAGACACGGACCGAACUUGAGUUGGAAUCGGCAUUCGAGACGAUGGAUGCUGAAAUGGAUCUACAACGAGCAUUCAUGAACCUUCACUUUGCAUAUGCCCAAAAGGUCGAGCGCGUGUAA